Molecule: messenger RNA, 6142 nt
Organism: Engraulis encrasicolus (European anchovy)
Lineage: Eukaryota; Metazoa; Chordata; Actinopteri; Clupeiformes; Engraulidae
Gene: gripap1
Product: GRIP1 associated protein 1
Exons: 28
Coding region: 195-2837 (880 amino acids)
Biological process (GO): regulation of modification of synaptic structure; regulation of neurotransmitter receptor transport, endosome to postsynaptic membrane; regulation of recycling endosome localization within postsynapse
Cellular component (GO): glutamatergic synapse; extrinsic component of postsynaptic early endosome membrane; postsynaptic recycling endosome
Source: RefSeq, a predicted model, not a curated record
UGCAGUGAUGUAGCCCACGCUCCACCUCUGUUAAGCGAAUAGUUUGUACACUGAGAUAUGUUUUUAUACAGCGAACAAGACUGAACAGUUGAUGAUUAGUUCUAGCUAAUUUCCAUCACAUACCACCUCACCCUGACUUGACCCUACGCUAGGACCAAUCGCUCUCUGUUCAUUCCCGAACUCCGUCAGUGAAGAUGGCGCAGGCACUAUCGGAAGAGGAGUUCCAUCGAAUGCAGGCUCAGCUUCUUGAGCUAAGAACACAGAACUAUCAACUCUCUGAUGACCUACGAAAGAACACAGCCGAACUCAACAAUGUCAAACAGAAGACCUCAACCUUGGAGAAGGAUUAUAUCAAAGCACAGAAAGCACUGAACAAGAGCAAGAAAGCUCAGGAAGUGGAGGCCCUGCUGAGCGAGAAUGAGAUGCUACAGGGGAAGCUGCACAGCCAGGAGGACGACUUCAGACUGCAGAACAGCACCCUGAUGCAGGAGCUGUCCAAGCUCUGCUCCCAGAUCGAGCAGCUGGAGCAGGACAACCAGUCUCUGCGAGAUGGCAAGGGCCUGCAAGCCGCGGCCCCCAGCCCCACCACCUCCUCCCCGGGGCCCACGGACGGGGAGCUGCUCCGGCUCCAGGCUGAGAACGCCGCCCUGCUGAAGAAGAUGGCAGCCCUUCAAGAGCGCUUGGAGAGCCAGACGAGGAGCCCACGGGGAUCUGAGGUCACUGACGGCGUUGCCACGGUGGUUGAUGGUGCUGCUGUGGACAGUAAUGGGCUGCAGAUGCACUCAGACGCCACAGGGGGCGCCAGCACAGAGGAUGGAGAGAGGCUCGUGCAGGCGGAGGGCAAGUGUGCCAGUCUGGAGCAGCGGGUGAAUGAGCUGAGUGAGGUCGAACUGAAGCUCCAAACUGAGAUGGAAGAAAAACUGCUGCUUAAGGAACAGCUUCAGACGGUUGAGUCAUCCAAACAGGCAGAUGUGAGCAAACUUAAUGAGGAACUGGCAAAGCUCACGGAUAAACUGAAGAAAAAGCAGGAGAGCUUUCUGAGGCUUCAGAGUGAAAAGGAAGUCCUGUACAAUGACAGCAGGACGAAGAUCGAUGAGAUCCAGCAGAGGAAAGAGGAGGAGCUCAAGUCCAUGCACAUCCGCAUCCAGAAACUACAGGCUGACCUCGCCUCAGCCAGUCAGAGUAUAUCUGAGCUGAAGGAGCAGCUCCAGAGUAAAGAGAAGGAGCAUGAGGCAGCUCUGCACUCACUCAAGGAUCAGGUAGCGUGUCAGAGUGCGGUGAGUCAGGAGCAGGUGGAGGGCAUGCUGAGCGAGAACGAUGCCCUCAGGACUAACCUAGCCGCCCUAGAACAGAUCCAAACAGUGAAGACUCAGGAGAUGAAUCUGCUGCGGGAUCAGAACAUGGCCCUGAGUGCGGAGCUGCAGCAGAGGAGGACUGACCAGGAGAGCUUCAUGGCCCAGAAGGACGACCUCAACUCACAGCUACAGGAGGCGAAUCGUGCCAACGCUAGACUCCUGGAGCAGCUGAAUGAGCUGGGGCAGGAGAAGGAGAGGCUACAGCAGGACCUGGAGGAGGCCAAGAAGACGGCAGACAAGCGUAAGGGCAUGCUUGACGAGCUGGCGAUCGAGAUGGCGCAGGAGAAGUCGCGGCACAAGGAGGAGCUGAGCGACGUGCGGCUGCAGCACGAGAAGGAGGUGCUCAGCGUACGCGCCCGCUACGAGAAGGAGCUACGCGGCCUCCACGAAGACAAGAACCGCACAGAGGAGGAGAUCCGCUCUCAACUGAGAGAGGAGAAGGCGCGUACCAAAGAGCUGGAGGGUCUUCAGCAAAGUGUGGAGGAGCUGCAGGCCCAGGUGCAGUCCAUGGAGGGCACCAAGGGCUGGUUUGAACGCCGGCUCAAAGAGGCCGAGGAGAGCAUAGAGAAGAGUCUUCUGGACCAUCAGGAGGAGAUCCAGAAACUGCAGAAGGAACAUGCUGUACAGCUGGAGGGUAAGGAAGGCGAGGUGGAGGCAGUGAAGCAGCAGCUAGCUGAGGGGGAGAAACAGAUGGAAGCGCACGAGGCCUCCAUCAUAAAACUCAAACAGGAGAUUAAAGACACGGUGGAUGGACAGAGAAUCCUGGAGAAGAAGGGAAGCUCUGCGCUGAAGGACCUGAAGAGGCAGCUGCACCUGGAGAGGAAGAGGGCCGACAAGCUGCAGGAGAGACUGCAGGAGAUCCUCACCAACACUAAGACGCGCACAGGCCUGGAGGAGCUGGUGCUGUCUGAGAUCAGUUCCCCAAGCCGCACGCAGCAGACUGGGGACAGCAGCAGCGUCUCCUCCUUCAGCUACCGCGAGAUGAUGAAGGAGGGAGCCGCCAACCAGAGCACUAACAAGUCCAAUACCGGUAGUCCUCAGUCUCAGCGUCCGGCUGACCUGUCUGAUGAUGAGGUGGGGGAGCUGUUCCAGAGGCUGGCCGAGGUCCAGCAGGAGAAGUGGCUACUGGAGGAGAAGGUGAAACACUUGGAGGUGAGCUGCUCCUCGAUGGCAGAUGACAUCUGUAAGAAGAGCGCCAUCAUCGAGACCUACGUCAAUGUCAGCAGGAGAGACGUGUCGGGGGCGGCUACAGUGGCCCACGGGGCUCCGGGGGAGCGCAGCGGUCUGGGCUCGGUGCUGCGGGACCUAGUCAAGCCGGGAGACGAGAACCUGCGCGAGAUGAACAAGAAGCUGCAGCACAUGCUUGAGGAACAGCUGACCAAGAACAUGCACCUACAAAAGGACUUGGAGGUCCUGUCUCAGGAGAUUGUCCGCCUCAGCAAAGAUUCGCAACCCAGCAAGGAGCCAGACACUACGGGCUAGAGAUGACGCUCUGAGCUGGGGCUGGAGCUUGGACUGGGACUGGGCCUGGCCGGCUCACUCGUUCACACGGACGCUUGCCCUUAAAAACACAGACGAAACCGAAUGGAAAAAAAAGAAACACACGAAGAAACACAAACACACACACUCACACACACAUACACAAAUCUCUUCCUGACAUCCUCUCAUCACUCUCUCUCUCUGUCUAUGCGAAGAAGAGGAUUACGCCCGUCCUUGUGCUUUUGUGUGUGUGUGCGCGUGGGCGUGCGUGUGUUUGACUGAAGACGGUCUUCUCCGGUCAAGAAGAAGAUAACUGCAAAGGGUUGAGUCGGGUGACUGACAGGGUGGUUGGUUUUAUAACUUAUUUACUACUGAAUGUACUUGCUGUUUGUUGUUGCUGUCUAUUAUUUUUUCGCCUCUUUUGUCUCAGUUAUCCUGCGAAAGGAGAAAAACAACAAAAAAAUAAAAUACACAGACCAGAUUUUUAAAAGAAAUGCAAGUAGCAUAUACCCCCCAUCCGGUAAACAAUGGCUGCUUAGAGAUCUGCAGAUCUGGCUGUAGGCCUGUGUCAGAAGUUCUAGGAGAGUGUACCUUGUGCGUGUGUGUGUUCGUGCUUGUGUGUGCGUGUCUGUCUGUAUUUGUGUCCAUGUGUGUGUGAGAGGGACGGUCUUGCUGGAAUUUAAGUGUGUGCGUGCGUGAAUGCUUGUGCGCGUGCACAGACCUUUGUGUUUGUGUCCGUGUGAGAGUGUUUGGAGGCAGAACUCAAAAGACCACUGACUGAGAUCCAGAGGGCAGACUGGCUGACCCUGUCUGGCUGCAGAGCUCUGUACUGUAUCCCACUUGCCUAUACACGACAGGCUCUCGCUUGCUGCACCAGCCUACACUUUCAUUUCAUACACGUACAGUAUAUAUAGUAUAUAUAUAUAACCAGUUUUUGUCCUUUUCACUGUCUAAAAAGGCUCUUACUUGAUUUAUGUUACUUGUUUUUUGUUCAUUGUAUGUGAGUGCUGUACAUAUAUAUUAUAUAUACAUGAGUUGCUAUGAUGAUUGAGUUGACUGUAAUUUAUAAGGCGUCUUCUGAUAUUGAGACUCUUGUGCGUCUGAAGCAGUAUGAUGUACAGUAGAUGCUGAGAGAAAAAAAGAGAGAGAAAAACCAAAACGGUAGCUCUUUGACACACUUCAUGAUCCUAAAUCGAGUUCAGAAAGUCAUUUAAGUUCAUCAAAAGCUCAUUAAGGUGAACGGUUUAGGAAAGACAAAGAGAGAAGAGAGAAAAACGAGUCGUCCUAUUUGUGGCAAUGGGGUUUUUAUAGCCUGGUGCUCAUUGCAGCAUGUCUGUGGCAGGGUAUCGGCAACCUGAACCUUUACACAUACACACACACACACACCACAUACACACUAUGCCAGCUCUCCCUCCCCAUUUUUUUCUUAUGAAGUCAUCAUCUCUCAUUGCUUAGCCCAUCGAUUUUGAUCGCUCCUCCCUUCCAGCCUAUCAGACUGACACAGCCAAUCAUGCUGUAAAAACGUUUAUGGUACCCAGUAACCCCACCUCCACCACCCCCACACCACCCCCCCAUGCUGUGACGCUAACUUCCACUACAGCUCGUGCGAAUCUGCAGUGACGGUUCCAUUAGGCUUCAAUGAGCUUGAAUGCGCUAGUGCUAAACCGUGUCGACACAGCUUUGGCGUGCAGUGCUUCUUAACGGCUCAGUAGGCAAUGGCAGUUUUGUGUAGGUAACUGUAAGGUGCAUCAUAUCUAUUUCAUUCGCCGCCCCUUCAUACACCAACACAACACCGACCCCCUCUCACUGUAGAUAAAAAAACAUGAUAAAUAUACGGGUCAGGUAAUGAUAUGCUUUAGGGUGUGACUCUACAACCUGCACAUAUGACGUCAAUUUUUUUAUUGUUUUUUUUUGCGCAUGAACGUGUAUUUCGCGAUCAUUCCACUUUUGCGCGUAUGUGAAUGUGUCGACUUGUGAGUUAUGAGAUCUGUUGCGAAUGUGAGUACGAGGGGAAAGACAGGCGAGAAGUUGUGCAGUCCAACAGGAAUCCAAGUGUCAGAUUCGACUGCUCGACAGCUGGCCUGUGAAUAUGUUGUGAAGACUAGGCUGAGCUUCAAGGUCUCAUGGUGGGGCAUAGGCAAAGAUGGUGGACUCUUGGAGCGUGUGAAGCCUUUCUUCAGAUCCGAUGCAGUCAAGUUGUGCGUGCGUGAGUGUGUGUGUGUGUAUGUGUGUGUGUUUAUUUGUGUGGUCUGUAUACCUGUACUUUCUAAUCAUGUACUACUCUUAUCAUUUGAUUGUCAUGUAUUGAUUCAUUAAAUAAGAUUUUUUUUUCCUUUUCUGCAUACUGGUAUGUGUACAUUUAAAUGAACUUGAAUGCAGUGAACACACCAUCUUGUUCUUGUUUUGUUUUUUUAUCAUUAUUUGAAGAGAUAUGCCUUUAGACAGUGUUCCAUGGAGAUGUUGCAAUGAAAUGAAAUGUUUUUAGUUUAGUUGCAGCGACCUAUCCCAAAAUGCAUCUGGAAGAGGUCCAUGUUGGACUCGUCCACUGUUUGGUUGUGCUGCUGAUAUUUCAGGCCUUCAGUGAAGUCACAUUUGGAAUGUAUUUAUUUGUCUUUGCAUAUUUUUGUUUUACCUUACGUCAACUGGAAGCUGUCAUGCUAUCAAUCUUGAUAUUUAAUUAACUUGAUGAUAAUUGUUCUUGGCUGUAAAUCUUUUUAAGUGACCAUACUAACUUUCUAUCUAAUGUUUUAUCAAUCAUUAAGUUUUGUUGUCCUAUUAUAUGUGAAAAAUAACACGCAUAACACAUCAUUUUGCAUGUUUCUUGAUCAUGACUUUUUACAAAUAUUCCUUUAUCUUUCAUUUAGGUAGACCUCACCUAAGACGUAACACAUUUGACUUAAAAAUGCAAUUGAACUAACCCAACACGAUUUCUUUAUUAAUUAAAUAGGUUCCUGGCCUGUAAUUUUAAGCAUCUGAUCGGCAUUCAUAUGAGUAUUUAGCUAUUGCUUUUCUCAGAAAAAAAGAAAGAAAAAUUAUAGAGCUCAAUCAAAUUGUUAUUUCUAUUGUUGCCUUCCAAUUUUUUUUUCCUGACGCAGUUUUAUCAUUUGAACUGCCAAAUCAGUACUUCAGCUAUUUCAAACAGUCCCCUUCAUGGUCUCUUCUGUGAUCAAACUCGACAGUCCACAGUAACUUCCAUUCAGACGCCCUUACCCCACCCCUUUAUGACAUAUUUACAUUGGUGCAUUUGUCAGCUGGCUACUCAGCAAAAAUGAUGACUUGCAAUGUCAAUAAAAAAUGGCUGAACAUAA